GAUGGAGUUCUCCCCGGAGAUGAAUUCUUCCAUCUGUUCCUGGAAAUAGUUUUUCAGAUUGCCUUCAGGAUUAUGUAUUUCAUGCUACCAUUACUUGACUGUUAAUUUGCUAUUGAGUGAAUUUAUUGAAAUCCAAUGGUUAGUGUGCCUAUUUACCUGAUUAUGAGUGAAAAGGCUGUUUGCCAUUAGUUUGGGAAGUCAUCUUGGCAGGGAUGGAAAAUUCUUCAGAUCCCUAUGAAAUCAAAUGACCAUCCUAAGUACCUAAACAUUUUCUAGCCUGGUUUUUUUUUAGGUUGUGUUUUCUGGGGUUAUUCUGUUUGAACAUCUUUUAAUGAAAAGUUGAUUACCUUCCUGAUCCUAGGUGUCUCAUGUGGGAAAAGAUUCUGAAUAAAUGAUUUAGUGCCAGGGCUUGGGUUUUAGUAAUUCUGGACUAGAUAAGUGCCUAAAUUAAUAGGCUUUUUUGAGUAACAGUGUUUCUAAGAGCUUUGGCCUAAGAAUUUCUAGCUCUAGUAGCACCUUUAGCUCUCUAAUUAUUGGUUGAAAUGGAUCAAGUGCAUUGUUUUGAUCAGUAGUGGUGAACCAGUGGCCAAUGGGCUUCAUCCAGUCCACUGUCUUCUCCAGUAGCCCCCAAUUCCCUGACCCAGUGUGGUUCUGCCUUGAGAUUGAGGGGGGCAUAGUACACUAAUGGAAUUUCAUCCUCAUAAUACUGGGCAGAGAGGUUGAAACUACCCUCACAGCUAUUGUCAAUUUCAUUUUUCACCUUCUUGCUGUUUGUGUGCGUGUUCCCUGGUAUGCUUGUGGUGGCUUGUGCACAGGUGCUCUUGCUUGCCUGCUAUAAGGUGGCCAUGCCUACCUGUGGCAUGUUGCCCUGACGGAGUUGGAAUACGGUGAUGUGGCCUUGGGCCUGAAAGAAAGUUAGUUACAUCACAAUGUUCUAAAAUCCUGUGAUACUGAUGCUAGAAGAUCUUCUUAAUGAAAUAAGUACUAAUGUGAUCUGUACUACUUGCUUGUAUAAAGUUGACAUUCUAAAAGUGCAGCCUACUGUGAAAUUUUCAUCUCUGUCCUUAGCUAUUGAGCAUGGCCCUGGAGGCUUUCUAGGAAAGAUGUCCCAACCCAUUGGAAUGAACCGUCGGACAUUCAGUUAUGAUGAUGCCCUUGAGGAUACAGCACCAAUGACCCCUCCUCCUCCAAAUAUGUCCACCAAUAUCCUGUGGAAACAGCCAGUCGUCCCAGAACGCAAAUAUGAAAAUAUUUCCAAGGAUGAGGAAGGGGAGACUAGCAUGCAUCCAUCUGCCAUUACCCCCUCAUCUUCCACUGAGACUGUGAACAAGGUUCCUGUAGUGAAGGCCAAGGCCACCCACAUCAUCAUGAAUUCUCUCAUCACAAAGCAAACUCAGGAGAGCAUUCAACGCUUUGAGCAGCAGGCAGGGUUGAGAGAUGCCGGAUACACUCCCCACAAAGGCCUCACUGCAGAGGAGACUAAAUACCAUCGUGUGGCUGAGUCACUCCAUAACCUAAAGAUGCAAAGUGGAGAGAUGGCAAAAGAAGAUAAACAGGCCUCUUCCGCCCAGUCCACUCCAAGCAGCACUCCCCAUUCCUCUCCCAAGCGCACAUACAGGGGUUGGUUUAGUCAGGGGUCCUCCGCAUCCAUCACGGGUCCUGAGCUUGCUGCCAUGGAUUCCGGUGGUGGGGAUGGCGAUAAAGUACCGUCUGAAAAAUGGAGCAUCUUUGGACCUAGAGCUCUUCAAAAACACACAGAUUCAGGGGGCUUUACCGUCCAGGCCUAUAAGGGUGCCCAGAAACCAACCCCAAUGGAACUAAUGCGUGCCCAGGCCACCAGGAUGGCAGAGGACCCUGCAACUUUCAAGCCUCCCAAGAUGGACAUUCCAGCUAUGGAUGAAAAGAAGCGGUCCCCACGUUCUCAUAACCUCAGACCCCGGGACAUGAAUGUGCUUACUCCUACUGGGUUCUAGAAACACCUCCACUUAAAAGGCAGGAUGAUCUUGAAAUCUGAUGGACUAUAUUGUCCUAGGGUGUCUUUCACAUUCCACACAUACAGUUGACAUAGGAAGGUCUCUUCUAGGUCAGAGUUACAGACAGUGGUGAAACAAGAUUUGGGCAACUUUCUGAAUUUCUUGCUCUUUUUUUCAUUCUAAAGGUCUCUUAUGCAGCACCAAAAUAAUAACUAUCUUGCCAACAGAGUUCUGACAUGCAGUUCUGUGCUUCUCUUAAUACCUAAGUUUUAUAAAGGGAAACAAUCAACUUAUUGGACCUUUUUGGCUUGAAUAUUUGGGCUGCUGUUUGUGUAGACAUCUACUUAUUCGUGCAAGAUUACUGAAGGACAAUGUAUAACUUUCUAGUAUCUUCUUUGAACCGUUUGAGGGAAUCUAGCAUCAACUGAAGUCUAAUGUUCUGGUAAGAAUAUUGGAGAAAUUUAGCACCAUGCUUGAAGUCGAAGACUCCCUGCUUGGCUAUUUCUACAUGUAAGAGAUUCGUGUCUUAGGGACCUAAAUGUUUCAACAUGAAAAAAAUAUCAGUACUAAUUCUAGACUUGUACUAUGAAAUGAUACUGUUUGUGAAGCCCUUUGCAUCAAAUGGGUUCUGCAUACCAUGAAGCUGGAGCCACAGUAGAAUGGAAAAGUUUCUUCAUUCCUAGAGGUAACAAAGGGAUUUGUAGCUGUUUUCCUGGGGAUUCAUUUGGGAAUUAUUAGUAGCACUUUCAGGGGAAAGGAUAUGAGAUAAUAACUAUAAAGUUAAAGGGACAGUGGUUAUGCUUAUUUAUAUAUUUCUUAGGGAGGAAGAGGAAAAUAAGUCAUUAGCAUAGGGAAGAUUUUAACCUAGCGUCUCACCUUAGAUGUGAACAUAAGCAUUUGCAUAAAUUGUUGCUAAUUUCUAUUUGAGCAAUCAGACAGUGGAAGACUUGAUGUGUUCUGUGAUUGCUUGAAGACAUAGGGGGCAGGUACUGUCCUUGUUCUAAACUCGUAAGUCACCGGUUGGCUUUAUAGUGAUGAGAUGGCAGUCUUGGAAUAUCCAUUAUGCAGAUAAAAAGGUCUUUUGCUUAACAGCAUGUUUACUGAGAAGUCCUCACUAAUCUUUUUUAAUGUCCUAAAUGGGAUCUGUCCCCUUUCUGAACUGUGUUUCUAUAGAUUGUUGGCAGUUCUGCAGCUGAGUGACUUGGUGGUGUCUCACUCAGCUUCAUCUUAUUUCUUUACUUACAUUGACGACAUUAGGACUUGUGCUUCAAUACCACUGUAGCUUUUUCUGCCCUAUUAGUCAUCACCAUUGCUGUGUGUAAACAGUGAUCCAGCUUUUUGUUUAGUGUUAACUUAUUUUGUGAUAUUUUGUGUUCAUGUCUCUGUGCUUAACAUCUCUGCACAAUAAUAAAAAAAACCUUAGAGAAUGA
Podarcis raffonei (Aeolian wall lizard) is the source of this 3403-nucleotide messenger RNA. RefSeq names its product KIAA1191 ortholog. Gene Ontology annotation, cellular component: cytoplasm. The record is from RefSeq and is a predicted model, not a curated record. The coding region runs from base 954 to 1973 and encodes 339 amino acids. Lineage: Eukaryota; Metazoa; Chordata; Lepidosauria; Squamata; Lacertidae. The transcript is spliced from 6 exons.